AUGACCUUUCCAAAGACACUCCCCAGCGGUUUUCUCGACCGCUUCCCAAAGCUCUCGCGUGAGCAGGCGGGCCACCUGCGACACAUCCACAAUCUCGCUACCGCGCUGCCUGGCGAGUACCCGCAUAUGGGCACGCAGAUCGCUGGCCAAGAAUGGCUCGAUUCGCUCCGAUACCAGCUCUCUGGGAUGGUUUAUGCCGCCUCGGUGGCCCACUACCACCGUCUCCCCGCCCUUCGCUCCGUUUUCCGCCAGGUCAUCGAAGCGCUCAUCGAGAAAAUGUUGUACAAAGAUGUUUGGUCCUAUUGGUAUCUCACCAGCCAGAGCGGCCGUCUCGUCGAUCCCGACAUCCAAGAGUUGCGCAAGCCGUGGCCCGACCCAGUCGUCAAGGAGAACAUUAUGUAUUCUGGCCACCUCUUGCUGAUGAUAUCCUUGCAUGCAAUGCUGUUCAACGACGACAAAUUUGAUCAACCUGACGCGAUCGUCUUCGACUGGAACCCAAUCUUUUGGGGAAUGGGUCCGGAGCGCUUCAGCUACACUCGCAGCACUCUUCAAGACGCGAUUAUAAGAGAAAUGGAGCGCGCCAACUGGAUCGGUGUCUGCUGCGAGCCGAAUUCCGUCUUCGUCGUCUGUAACCAGUUUCCGAUCAUCGCGAUGAGGUACAACGACAUUCGUAAAGGAACAAACACCAUCGAAGGAGUUCUCGAGAAGUACAUCGCCGCAUGGAAGUCAAAGAGCGGUUUUCUACAAGAAGACGGCUUAUUUGUCGACUGGUAUCAAGUAAAACAGGACCAACGCGUUCCAGCACAGAAUAUUGGUUUCACUGCGUGGGCCUGUACCUUCAUGAAUGCCUGGAACCCUGACCAAAUGAAGGCUUUGUUCCCCAAACAAGCACUGGGAUACCUCAGCGCGCCUUCAGCCGACGGCCGGAUCAACGUUCGGAGUGAUGCCAUCGCAAAGGCCAUUCGCCAGCUUGUCCAAGACGAGAAGGCGGAUGCGAACGAUGCGUCAGCGAUCCGGCGCGCGACCGAGAUGGUUGCCGCUGCCCCUCCGCCACCCACCGGCCCGUUUGUGCGUCCCAUCUUUGGCUACAUCGCGCAGUGGGCCUCCGAGGUGGCCGAAGAUCGGGCAAUCACGGACGGGCUUUUGGCUCAUGCUGACAAAUACCUCAACCCGACGUGGGAGCGGGGCGGCCUCUUCUACCCUCGCUCAGGGACCGACGACACUGAUGCUGACGGAAACUGGGUUCGUGUGGAGCCCUUUACGGGCAACGCAGCGAUCGCCUAUGCACGGCUGAACGUGUUUGACGGCCAGCGCAAGAUGUGGGACAAGCCGUGGACCCGAGAGCGGUUCGCGGACUACGCCUACGUUGACGGUGUCGGCUUGGGCGGUGGUGUGGACUUCCUGCGUGGAAUGUGGGAUGGGGAAAACAUGGUGGUGACUGUUCGUUCCUGGGACGAGUCAGAAAAGAGGCUCGCCCCGGCAUUCCACAAUCUGCCAAAGGGGAAAUAUGGUGUCUACGUUGACGGCGCACUUGCCGAUGUCAGGGACGUUGCAGCUCGGGGGGAGGUCGUGGAGGUGCCACUGACUGUUGGGAAGAAGGAGGUGGAUCUGGUUCUGGUAUUGGAAAAGUGA
Mycena indigotica is the source of this 1632-nucleotide messenger RNA. RefSeq names its product Linalool dehydratase-isomerase. The record is from RefSeq and is a predicted model, not a curated record. Bases 1 to 1632 code for a protein of 543 amino acids. The transcript has 6 exons. NCBI's taxonomy places the organism in Eukaryota, Fungi, Basidiomycota, Agaricomycetes, Agaricales, Mycenaceae.